AUGACUGAAUUUCCUGUCAGCGAAGGCGAGAUCGCCUGGGAGGUUCCCAAAGCUGGAAAGCCAUGCAAAACAUGGUUCAAGAUUCUGGGUGACCUCGAGUCAACGAAUGGUCCAGUCCUCAUAGCACUCCAUGGUGGCCCAGGUGCUGGGCAUGAGUACUUGGUGCCCUUGGCAGAUCUCUACAAGCCCUACGGGAUCCCAACUGUCCUCUAUGAUCAGAUCGGUUGCGGUCGAUCAACACACCUCCGCGAGAAAGCCGGCGAUGCCGAUUUCUGGUCCUUUGAGCUCUUCAUUACGGAGCUUGAUACCCUGAUCGACCAUCUGAACCUGAGAGGCAGGGGCUUCUUCCUCCUAGGCCAGAGCUGGGGCGGUGUUUUGGCCGCGUCCUAUGCCAUGCAUCGACCCCAGGGGAAGACACCCACGGGGCUGAGGAAGCUAGUAAUUGCGAGCGGGCCGUCCAGCAUUCCUCUAUACGAAAAGGGACUCAAAGGUCUACUCGCUAAAUUACCGGCCGACGUUCGUAAGACGCUCGAAGAGUGCGACAGGCGAGGUGACCACGAGAGUGAGGAAUUCAAGGAAGCAUCAAAAGUCUUCAACAGCCACUAUGUCUUCUACCUGACCAUCCAAGGACCAGCAGAGUUUGUCAUAGUCGGUUCAAUCAAAGGUUGGGAGGGCUGGAAGCAGGCACACACCAUUGAAGUUGAGACACUGCUCGUCAACGGACAGAAUGAUGAGGUCACCAACCUCAGUAUGUACCCAUGGUUCCAGAGCAUUCCAAAGGUCAGGUGGGUGACCCUUGGGGGCAGCCACAUGUCCCACUGGGAGGAUAGGGAGCGCUACAUGCAAGAGGUGGGCGAUUUCCUCGCCAGUACAGAGCCUGGUGAUAGGAAGGAGAUGUAA
This is a messenger RNA of Diaporthe citri, 900 nucleotides long. RefSeq lists its product as uncharacterized. Gene Ontology annotation, molecular function: peptidase activity. Lineage: Eukaryota; Fungi; Ascomycota; Sordariomycetes; Diaporthales; Diaporthaceae. Gene Ontology annotation, biological process: proteolysis. The transcript is spliced from 4 exons. The record is from RefSeq and is a predicted model, not a curated record. Bases 1 to 900 code for a protein of 299 amino acids.